UUCUACUUUUUUUUUUAAUUUUUGUUUUAGCCUAUUACUGCCUAUUAUUUAUUGAAGUAGAAUAGUUUAGUUUUAUUUCUGCUUCAAAUUUAUUAUCAACAAUCUUGAAGUAGAUUUUCCCUACGUAUAAUAGGCUAGUAAUUAGAGUUACCCUAAUGGCCAAUGCAAGUGACCCGGUUCCUUCUGAAAAGUUUAAUGGAACUAAUUUUAAGCAUUGGAGAGAGAAAAUAGAAAUCUUCUUAACCACGCUUGGAUUAUUUUCCAUAAUUUUUGACUCUCCUCCAAAUGAGGAUGAGAAUGAACCGGCUAGGACUUGUAAUUUAGAGGAAUUUAAGAAGAAAAACUACUUGUUUAGGGGUAGGAUUUUGUCCUAUCUUUCUGAUCCCCUUUUUGAUGUCUAUUGCACUCUGAAAACCUCUAAGGAGAUUUGGGAUGAUUUUAAUAAAAAAAAUGGUAUCCAAGAUGCCGGAAUGGACAAGUAUACUGCUAGUCAAUUCCUGUCUUAUAAGAUGGUAGACACCAAGCCCAUAGUUGACCAAGCUCAUGAGCUAACAGUGAUUUAUCAUGAAUUAGGCUUAAGGGGAAUGGGUAUAACUGAGAGCCUUCAAGUUGCUUGUACCAUUGACAAGCUUCCACCUUCUUGGAAAGAUUUUGGGUUGUCCCUAAAACAUAAGACCGAGGAAAUGAGCAUGAAAACCCUACUAUCUGCCAUUAGGAUCCAAGAGCAACAUUUUGAGAAAGACAAUGAGCAAAUCAUGAACCUUGACUAACUAACAUGAACUUUGUAGAACGCCAGAAUAAAACCUAUAGGUUCAAAAACUCCAAAUUUGAAAAGGGUGGAACUAAGAACAAAGAAAAAUCCAUGAAGCCAAAACACCAGAUCAAUAAGAAUGAUCGGAGGCCAUUUUGCUACAAUUGUGGAAAAUCCGGUCAUAUGGCACGAGUAUGCCGGAUGAAGAAGAAGUAUCAGAACUAUGAACAUGCACCUCCUCAACCUGCCAAUUCACAAACCAACAUGGUGUUAUCCAGUACUGGUCCUACUAGUACUGAUGAUCGAUCCGGAGCGGCUUAACAGUGACUAUGGGGAAUUCUACCUCGCUAAUGUUGACGUGAGAUACGGGAAGGUUAAUGCGAACAAUAGCCAAGCAAGGCAGCUUCCAAUGCCAGCAGUGGAGGGGAAUGCUGAUGAUUCCUGUGUGAUAAAGGAGAGGAUGACUCAGGCACUUAGGUACUUCAAGGAAUCGACGGAUCAGCAUGUACUGGUUCAGGUCUGGGCACCCAUGAAGAAGGGAGAUCGAUGUUUUCUCACAACAUCGGGGCAACCCUUUGUUCUUGGUCCUCAAAGCACCAGGCUACUUCAGUACAGAACAGUUUCUCUGAUGUACAUAUUUUCAGUUGAUGAAGAUGGUGAAGGAUAUUUGGGGCUCCCAGGUCGGGUUUUCAGGCAUAGACAGCCGGAGUGGACACCCAAUGUGCAGUAUUAUAGCAGCAAGGAGUAUCCACGCCUUACCCAUGCCCUCCAUUACAAUGUUCAAGGGACCUUGGCCUUGCCGGUUUUUGACCCUUCUGGCCAGUCUUGUAUUGGUGUGAUUGAGCUUAUAAUGACUUCACAGAAGAUCAACUAUGCUCGUGAGGUUGACAAAGUCUGCAAAGCUCUCCAGGCAGUAAAUCUGAGAAGUUCUGAAAUCUUGGACCAUCCAAAUAUUCAAAUUUCUAAUGAAGGACGCCAGUCAGCUCUUGCUGAAAUUCUGGAAGUACUGACGGUUGUUUGUGAAGCACACAAACUGCCUCUAGCUCAGGCCUGGGUUCCAUGCAAGUGUCGUACUAUUCUAGCACAUGGAGGUGGUUUGAAAAAAAUUUGUUCAAGCUUUGAUGGAAGUUGCAUGGGACAAGUUUGCAUGUCAACAACUGACGUUGCAUUUUAUGUUAUUGAUGCUCACAUGUGGGGUUUUAGGGAAGCUUGUGUGGAACAUCAUUUACAAAUCGGGCAAGGAGUGGCUGGCAGGGCAUUUGCAUUACGGAGGCCAUGUUUUGCAGAAGAUGUUACCAAGUUCUCUAAGAGUGAGUACCCCCUUGUACACUAUGCACGGAUGUUUGGAUUGGUUGGCUGUCUUGCCAUAUGCCUACAAAGUACUCAUUCGGGAGAUGAUGAUUACGUAUUGGAAUUCUUCCUUCCACAUGACUGCAAGAACCUAAUUGAGCAACAGGCUUUAUUGGACUCUAUUUCAGCCUUGAUGAAACAAUGUUUUCGCAGCUUGAAAGUUGUUAGCGAAUUAGAACUCCAAGAAGGAAUAUCUUUUGAAAUUAUCAGCAUGUUUGCAAAUGAGAAUCAUGGAUUUGAACCUGAUCAUAUCUGUAGUCAAAUUUGUGAUGCUCAUCUUCAUACAUCCCCUGAAACUUACAUCCUGGAGGGCCACGAUGAUUCACAGAAUGAGGGAAAUGUAACUUCUGACUCUCAUGUGCUACAUUUGCCUACACAUGCAAAUGCUGAAAAGGCCAGUAACAUACAUUUUGACUCAGGUGGUGGUGGGGCAUCUACUGCUCGAUUGAGCAACAAAAACAAUGGAGCUCCAGAAAAGAGGAGGGGCAAAGCGGAGAAAUCAAUCAGUUUAGAAGUUCUCCAACAAUACUUCUCCGGGAGUCUGAAAGAUGCUGCAAAGAGUCUUGGAGUUUGUCCUACUACAAUGAAGCGCGUCUGCCGGCAGCAUGGGAUUUCCAGAUGGCCAUCUCGCAAGAUCAAUAAGGUUAACCGCUCUCUUUCCAAACUGAAACGAGUGAUCGAGUCAGUCCAAGGUGCAGAAGGGACAUUUAAUUUGACUUCUCUUGCAUGCCCGCUUCCAGUUGCCGUUGGUUCCAUAUCUUGGCCAGUUAAUUUGGAUGCAUCUAAAGAAAGCACGGAUGCGGUGAAAGAUAAUGUUUCAUCGCCACAUAGAACACCAGAAAAAAACAAUCAGCAUGACAAACUUUUGGUUCAACAAGAACUUGGUCACAAUGUUACCAGUCCAAAGCCGGAGGCUGGUAAAGAUUCUCCUUGUUCAAAAACAAAACGUUCCUCAGAAGGGAGCAUGGUGACCCCUGCUCCCCAGGGUUCAUGUCAUAAAAGUCCAGUAAAUGAAACCUCUGUGGAUAAUGUAUCUCCUCCCCCCAACUUGAAACAAGGAAUAGUUGGUGAUUCUUUGGAAUUCACAUUACAAGAUACUGGUGGUCGAAGCCUGCCUCCUGUAUGUCUGAUGCCUGGUGUCAAUGUGGCAAAGCCUCAACCACCGCUUGCUGGGAUGAUGAUUGAAGAUUCAGGAAGCUCAAAAGAUUUGAAAAACCUCUGCAGUAAUGCAGGGGAGGGUUGUCAAGAUGAACAUGCAAUGGCUGCUAAUCCAUUAAAUCCCAUGGCCAUGCAAGAAACGAAGACUGUUACUAUCAAGGCAAGUCACAAAGAAGAUAUAAUUAGAUUUCGAUUGCCAUGCACUGCUGGCAUCGUGGCAUUGAAGGAUGAAGUGGCAAAGAGGCUGAAACUUGAAGUGGGCACAUUUGAUAUCAAGUAUCUGGAUGAUGAUCAUGAGUGGGUCAUGCUGGCUUGCAACGCAGACUUGGAAGAGUGCAUAGAGAUGUCAAGAUUAUCAGGUUCGCCGGUGAUCAGGCUGGCAGUUCAUGACAUUGUGGCACACCUAGGAAGUUCUUAUGGGAGUUCAGGAGAUUGAGCAACAGAGCUCUGUUCGAGUGUACAUUUUUGUUCUGUGAAGCAUCUCAAGUUGCAUUAAUUUUUAAGGAUUAGGUACAUGCAAUUUUAGUUUGAUUAGCUAGUGAAUUUUUCUAAUGACUGCUUGUCUCGUAUCAUUCUGGGAUGAAGAUAAUUUUUGAUUCUCACGCAAA
Phoenix dactylifera (date palm) is the source of this 3867-nucleotide messenger RNA. RefSeq names its product protein NLP3-like. Gene Ontology annotation, molecular function: protein binding; DNA-binding transcription factor activity. The record is from RefSeq and is a predicted model, not a curated record. Lineage: Eukaryota; Viridiplantae; Streptophyta; Magnoliopsida; Arecales; Arecaceae.